Messenger RNA from Cetraspora pellucida, 156 nucleotides. The record is from the annotation of a GenBank genome assembly. NCBI's taxonomy places the organism in Eukaryota, Fungi, Glomeromycota, Glomeromycetes, Diversisporales, Gigasporaceae.
UGCUCCAAGAUUAAAAUACCCACAGAUAUCAAUUUGCUUAUUGAUGAUUUAUUAGCAAUACAGCCAACAACUGUUGUUCCUCCUCCAUAUAUUGAAUCAGAAGAUAUUGACACAAAAAUGGAUUUGACCUAUCGAUUCAUGUUACGAUCCACAUAG